GCUUGAAAUGUCAGUCUUCUCGAUUUAUUCAAAGCAUCAUUCAGAUUUGAGAUCGUCGAUUGAUAUUACGCGCUUUGCUUUUAUUGCAAAAUUGUAAUUUAAUUUAUUUGUGUAAUACAUACCUCGAAAAGUGAAUAGUUUGCUUGUGGUUUAUUACGAAGAUCUUUCUAAAACUCUGGUGAUAGUGUCAAAGUAAAUGAAUGGUACUAAUUUGGAAUGGAAUCUAACACAAAUACUUUCAAGAAGGUUUUGAAAAACUCCAUUGAGAGAAACUUAUUGGAAAUGCAGCCUUUACAUAACGUGAAUUAUAUUAAGCAGUUUUGUGAUAUUACUAAUAUUCGGAUAGUCAUAAAUCUCGACAGGGCUGCUGUCAAUGGAAUAAUUUUCUAUUUGUCAAGCCCCGAAUACGCAUACUUAAUAGUUGUUUGUGUUUUUUAUUUUUAAUUCAUCUUAUUUUCGUUACCUAUAAGUGGUAAUGUGCUGUACCGUGAUUGAUGUUAAGUUUUCCUGUGAGAUGAAACUAGAUGCAUAAAAAAAUGGACCAAUAGUGAAAGAAUAUUUAAAAAUUGAAAGUGUAUCGAAUCAUCAAUAUAAGUGAAGAGUUGUGUAAUGACAGAGAAAGUGAUUACUUAAACGGGCUUCUAUUGAGUAAUGUGACGGCUAUCGUUUUCGCGGCACGCAACGUGAAUAUCUAAGGAAGCGGAAGUGUCCAACAUCAGUUCUGCCGCGUCGAUACACCGAAUCAUGUGUUCUAUGUACGUAUGAAGCAAGUGAAGUAUGUCGUUUGUUCGAAACAGUGAGAAGAUACAUAAGAAGAGAGGAAAGAAAUCCACUGGACUAUAAAUAUAAUGGCAUUAUUCAAUAAAUUGUUUUCAACUACCAAAAAGCGCAGCACUAAUUCAUCAGCCCAGAAAUCCACUCCUGGAGAAUCGGCAUUCACCGCAGACCAGGUCCGCGUGAUUCUAUUUCGCGAAUGUGACAUCCGAGGACGUAAGCUUUUGUUUGAUUCUGGUGCAAUCGAAAAAAUGACCGAUGCUUCUCCUGAAACAGAAUCGAUCACUGCAGCGAUAUCCACUUCCUCGACACAAAACCACAGAAUUAUUCCGCAGUGCGGGAAGUGUGAUCAUUGCAAAUUACUGUUUCAGCAUCAUACCAAUCCAAAGAAUGACAUAAAGUCGUUGGCCGAAAUGAUCUUCGGAUCUGCACCGAUUGCGUUCCAGGGCAGUAGUUUGAAGGUACAUUGGUUGCAAAGUCCUAAGACUAUUAUGUACUCCCACGUAUUUCCUAUGCCGGUACGACACGCAACUAACAGUAGCAGUAAUAGUAGUAAAAAAAUGUCGAAUUCCACAUAUUUAGGCUCUGAAUUGCCUGGUAAUGGACAAAGUGGGUUCUACUAUGAAAAACAUCCAUCAGGUAGUGACCUUAGCUCGAUUGAUACAACCUCGUUACGUUCGUUUACCGUCACUUCCUCUACUUCGACUCAAUACGAUAUCUCGAACAAUCACAGGCAGCGACCACCGCUACCAAUUGAGUUCGCGCAUUUCGACCGUCUUGCUGAUCCGAGACAUUCAACCAACAGCGGUUUGGAUUCGGGUUAUGGUGGAACAGAUCCUUGGACAUUUUCAUCAAAUCAGUCGCGUCAUCCGUUGUCUUCGCAUCGGAGUAGUUUAGCAUCGAUUUGUAGUGACUACGAAUGUUUCCGAAGGUUGAGUGUAGAUACCAAUAUUGAUAUUCCGCAACCUCUGAAUUGUACUAGUUUGGACAACUGUAGUCAGUUCGGCAGUUUUCAUCGACGUGUAUCAAAAAAUCUUUCCACCUCAUUUGAAAACCGUCUCACCUUAGCAGAUCAUGUUGGUCACGUUGACGAGCUCAAUCCGAAUCUUUCGGUAAACACCAACAGUCAAGUGACAGCAAGUGAUGGUUGUGUCGGUAACAGAAACCGGCGGAAUAGUGAAACAAUGGAACUGACUCGGCGAAAAGCUUUUAGUGGAGACGUUCUUUCUACCUCAACCAAUUACCACGGAAGACCAUUUAGUAAAAAGGCACGUCUUGGAAUUGCAUUGUGCGUUCAACUGAACGAAGGUAUGCCACAAGACAUUGAAGCAUUCUGCUCUGAACACAUGAGCAUUUUCGAAUCGAUGCUAUGUCGCUUAAGAAUGGCUGCCGAAAACGCCUGUUAUAGGUGGCCUCAAUUUCUUCAGAUAAUGCUAUCAGCAUGGCACUCGACGCAGGAAUGCUUAAUAGAUUUUUUCACUGCACCAAAGCUGAUCAAUCCUGUGUGGAUUACUCUCAGUAGUGGAGCGUCGAAGGUUGGAGUUCAUAGUGGCACAUAUCCUAACCGGUCGGCGUUGACAAUUGCCAAUAAUUUCAUGAACGAUCUUUGCUCCCUGCUUUCGCUGGCUGAUACGAAGGAUACAAAUCUGUUCAUCAGUACACUGCUGACAGCAGUACUAACGCAUCACUUGGGUUGGGUGAGCACCAUUUCCCCAGGAAGUAGUUCUGUUGAUGAAGUUUCCGGAAGUUCCUCCACCAUACAACAGGAAAAGAAAAAACUUUACGAAAUAACAGCCAAUCAUCCAUAUAAUGUUUUAUGGGCUCAAUUGAGUGAUUUGUAUGGAGCAGUUGGACACCCAGUGAAACUGUCGAGAACCAUAAUUUGCGGCAGCCCUCAAUUAAGCAGUACCAUGGAGAAAAUUCUAAAUGUCUUAUCAUAUUUUAUAAGGUGUAGUGAAAUCAAACGGACUGUUCAUGUAGAAGCUUUUGACGAAGGCAAAGUUAAACAGGCCUUCAAUGCACAAAAAAUUGUCAAUAAUUAUAAUGACAGCAUGAAGGGGCUUCCUGAAAACAGUUGUAGAGAAGGAAAUGGGGAACAAAAAUCCCCCAGAUUUAUGAGAACAGAAUCCGGAAUGAUUCGUUCAGCAACCAGAACCAAAGACUUAACCUCCAUGGCAGGAAAUGCGGCAAGUCCUGCUGAAAGUGAACUAGCCAAGCUGUUGAAGAAAACCGUUAUGAAUGAUAUUCCUAAUGUUCUGGUUUAUCGGGACUCUAGAUUCGUACAACAAGAACUUAGGAUAGGUAACAAAAGUAUGGACACGGAGAUGGUGAUGGAUGCAAAUCAAAAACAGUUUCUUGAGGUUAUCUAUCACAUAAAAAAAGAAGUUGAUGGUUCACAGAUAAAAAUGACCUUAACUCAGCCGGAUGAAACCGGACAGGAAGCUAUAGAGCUAGAUGUUAAUGACAAAGAUGAUGUCGAAUCUGUUCGGUUAUCGCGAUUGAUCACAGAUACCAAUAUAGGUGAAGGGGAACAUAGUCAGCGAAUAUUUUGGGGUUUGGAACGGAUAAAAGAAGGCUUUUCUAUGGAACAGUUGAAAUACAUCGAUGGUCUGCGAGGUGAUUAUGGAGUAUUGAUGCAAAAUAAACCUAAGGAGGACGUGGUGUUUGUAUUAGGAGACAAUGAACAGUUAGUAAACAUUAAACAUACAAAAUCUACGACAGGUGCUGGUAAACCAGUCGAACUUGGGGCAGUGGGAGGGAAAAAACCUUGCUCGCAUAGCAAGCUUCGAAAACAUUCCGUCAUCUUUAAUUUUGAUCGCUACCCAAAGGUGGUGGAAAAUUAUUUGAAAAGUCAAAAUUUGGACUUCGCUGAAUACGAUAUGCUUGAGAAGGGAGUAAAGUUGGAAAUGGCACUCAAACCCAACCUAGAAAGCGAAUCCGCACCCUUACCCGAUUCAACAGAAGAAGAAUGCGAUGUGUGUCGAAACACAUCUCUCUUUUAUCUGCAAACUCCGACCAAUGCAUCAGAGUUGGAAUUUUCCAACGAACUCAAUGAGGAAAGUAGUUACUACGGAUCUUUCAACGAAUCAACAAGCAAAACAAGUCUGGAGGAGGAAUUACGAAAGUAUCCAAGGUUUCAGAUGAACGAUAACAUUCCGAGAAUGUAUUCAACGACUAUGGCAACAUUGGAAGAAAACUGUGAACUAAAGGCCAAACACCCGGACAGUAUUUUAAAGUUGGUGGAGAUUCCAAUGUCUAAAACGACAAGCAUUACUAGUUUGAACGAUGAGAACAAUAAUGAUAAGACUGAUAAGCUAGGAAAAUCUGUUUUAAAAGCAGGAUUUAUCCCUUCGCUUUUCUCUCGUGUUACCGAUCACUACAUCCCGGAUAUGAUCCUUCAGGGUACUACAGCUUUACCCAUUAAAUGGGAAAAAGCAUUGAAAAAAGAUCUUGGCUUUGCAGCUAAGUUUGCUAUAAUGGAACCGUAUCCGAUAGAAAAUUUAGCUGUUGUAGCUAACUUGGAGAUGCAUGAGGUUCGCAUUGUUUCAUCUCACACAGCAUCAUCGCUGAGCCCAUCUAAUAGUGAUGGUGAUGUGGUCGGUAUGUCACAACUGGUUUCAUCUAUGCUGGAAACAGUUCAUGCAAUGUGGAGUUCAGGUUUAUCUGCCUUUCAGUGUAUGGCAUACAUCGAAUCGAAAAUGCGCGAAUUCUACCUGCAGUCAGAAACGAUUGCUAGUUUUCUACUGGCCACAGACUUUUGCACCAUUGGAUCAAUCACUUCAGCAUUGGACAUCACUGCCAACGAUAUGCCACUGCUGUUAUCGGUGGCAUCAAUUCAUGCACCCGAGGUGACGAGACGCUAUGGAAUACAAUUCCGAUAACGAUGCUGGGGACAUCAAGAGUAGCGUUUGUGAUAUUAGAGUUUAAGGUCCAAAGUGCACUGAGUGCUUCAGAUAGAUCUGUUAGGUAUUAAAUAAUUAUUUAAUAAUUAUUUAAGUAAUAACUCAUCUUCAAAUCAGUGAGGGUGUAGCUAGCUCUCUUCAACGGCGAUAAUAUAAUCAAUGUCAAUCCGCGUUGUGACUUAACGUUUAUCAAAAUUUGACUAUAUUAAGCGCCAGUUGAGACUAUAACGAAUUAGUAUAUAGCUUCGAUGGUUGCUAUUGAUAAAUUAAUUAUUGUAUUUUAUUUGUUAAAAGGAAUAAAAACAAAAAUGGUGUAAUGAAAAUUUUAUGCGCAGUUGCUUGAGUGCGAAAUAAUAACAAAAAACUAGCUUUAU
Malaya genurostris is the source of this 5050-nucleotide messenger RNA. Its product is annotated as folliculin-interacting protein 2. The coding region runs from base 849 to 4655 and encodes 1268 amino acids. Gene Ontology annotation, molecular function: protein-folding chaperone binding; ATPase inhibitor activity. The transcript is spliced from 6 exons. Gene Ontology annotation, cellular component: cytoplasm. The record is from RefSeq and is a predicted model, not a curated record. NCBI's taxonomy places the organism in Eukaryota, Metazoa, Arthropoda, Insecta, Diptera, Culicidae.